Paramecium pentaurelia is the source of this 450-nucleotide messenger RNA. NCBI's taxonomy places the organism in Eukaryota, Ciliophora, Oligohymenophorea, Peniculida, Parameciidae. The record is from the annotation of a GenBank genome assembly.
AUGGUAUCGAUCAAGAAAGGCUGUUCCUUAGAAUCAAGGAUAUCUAAAUUUGAUAGGACAAGUACUCAAUAUUAUUCUUUAUAUAUAACAUCUUAAUUUUGUAGAUAAUUAACUCAUGCAAUAAGAUAUAUCUUAGUUAGACUUAAUUGCUCGAUAUUCAAAAAUUAAUUACAAUUGAAAAUUCAGCUAAAUUAUGGACUCCUAUUUUAUUACUUAUUUUAAGACUUAGAGAUCGAAUUAUAAGAAGUUAAAUCUUACUAUUCACCAUCCAUUAAGGAAAAAGGAGUAUAUUACCAUAUUGCAAUUAUUGAUUAUCUUUAAGAAUGGAAUGCUGAAAAAAAGAUUGUGCAGGUCAGAAAAAAUCCAUUAAUGUAAAAAUAGAUCUAGAUACUUCGGCUUAAAAUCCUUCAGAGCAUAAAAAAAGAUUUAUUGAAAAAGGUAUUAAUUUGA